Molecule: messenger RNA, 315 nt
Organism: Fomitopsis serialis
Lineage: Eukaryota; Fungi; Basidiomycota; Agaricomycetes; Polyporales; Fomitopsidaceae
Exons: 3
Coding region: 1-315 (104 amino acids)
Source: RefSeq, a predicted model, not a curated record
AUGACUACACCCGACGCGAAGCUUUAUCAGUACGACGGGACCUGCGCCUUCGAGCCGGAACAGGCUAAAGCCAAGCUUGUCGAAGGAGGGCUGCUUAUGGACAAAUACAUAGCACAGGUGAAGGCGGAUAUGGGGGCAGUAGUUAUAGACAAGGAUAGCGUCAAGAAACUGAGCCGUCCCGAGCUAGAAAGCCUUGCGAUUUCUCUUCAGAAGACCAAUGCUGCGCAGGCUCGGGAUCUCGAUUUCGCAUUCCGAGUCUUUUUCCAACUCCUGUAUGAGACUCGCCACACCACUACCGGCAAGAGUGACAUCUGA